AUGCACCCCGCAAUGGAUCGGCUUGUCAAAACGUAGGUUCUACAGUAAUCUACAAAAGUUGUCACAGCUUUUCUUUCACCCUUUUCAGUCAUAAAUUUGAUAUUAUACUUUUUAGAUGUUUUCGAGCGGUGUCUUAUUACCCAGAAUACGCAGUCUUAAUAUAUUUCAUGGUAUCAUUCUUAACCACAGGAAUAUCCCUUCAUUUUGGGAUGAGUAUUGUGUCCACUGAUCCCCAAGAAGUAAGUCUAAUUUAUUUGAAUUCCCAUGAAUUUUUAAGGGAUUUGAAACUCGAGGGACCCAGAUGUCCAAAGAAAGGGCCCUUUUACAACUUUUGGAUGAAAAAAGCAAAACAAGGAUAUCGACCAGAACAAAAAGAGAAUCUGGAGAUGGCUCCGGAGGCCUUGAUUACAAUGAUUACGGUAACCAGCCGAUCGGAAUCAGUGACAUUACCAGUGGAUGCGAACAGUAUUACGCUCUCGGGCGCUUCUUUCCAACAAAUUUGGUCGAUUUAAUGGCCAAAGCAAUCUUUGAAGUCGAUUCUUUCGACAUUGUAAGUAUUAAUGCUACUGCUUAAAAAUUUUUUUGCGAAAAAAGAAUUUUUAUGAGAGCUUGAACAAAAUUUGACAAUGAAAUGUUUUCUCUUCGGAUUUUUUUGGAAAAUUUGAAAAAUUUUUUGAAAUUUUUUCGGUUCGGGGACAAUUUUUUUUACAGAGUAAGGUAAAAAUGUUAUUUUUAGAAUUUUUUAGAUAAAUCGUUGAUUUGAGGGGUAGUUGUGUUUUCUUUUCAUUUUUUUAAGAAAACAGUGAUUAUAAGCAACAAGCAAAUAAGAAAAUUGUAUCCAUUAUUUAUGCCUUUAACUGGAAGCACCGGAUUAAGCAUAGACGAGGUGGAAUAAGAAGAUAGUCGUAAUGAUUGCAUGCAAUUAACAAGUAAAUCCCUCCAUUUCUUUUUGUCCGUCCCGAAACGAAAACGUUUCAUUUUGUUGAAGUUCUCCAAAAAAAAAAUCGUUCUUUUCUACUCCCCAAGCGAAAACAUUUCAAAAUUCGUCAGGUACACUGUUCAGACCUAAUCCCUCGAUUACCAAUAAAACGGUUUCGUUGACCAAAACUCGUUGACCCGAACUCCCUGACUCAAAACGCCGUAGCGCCAAUAUUGACCCCACUUAAAUUCAUUUCAGUUAUUUACAUUGGAAACUCUUAAAAAAUUAUGCAAAUUGGAUGGGUUUAUAAGGGACGUCAACGGAAGAUUCGGCAAGAAAACAGAACUUCCGUUCACAUUUAAUCUCCCGCAUUACACUUUAUGUAUGAACUCGUCUUAUACCAAGAACUGUGAGGAUCUACGCCAGCCGGAGUAAGUGCAAAAUUAAUAAUAUACUCGUUCAGUAUCGAUAAAUUCAAAAAACAAGUAAUCGAAUGUGAAAAUAAUGAUGACAAAACGUCAAUCUGUCAAAGUAACCUGGGUUUACAACUUCGGAAUUACAUCUUGGAAAAAGAUAUUUCAAUUCACAAGUCUCCCAUUUACAUUGCAGCCAUUUUAAAUGUAGGUGAAAGUAAAUACGAUUACUUUUGAGAUCCCAAUCAGCUCUGGAUAUGAUCUUGAAUAUUACUCGCACAUUUACAGUACUCUUUCUGAGGAGUAUAAAGGUGGUGCUGUAACUUUGAAAGGACUGGAAUUGAAUAUAAAGACCCAAUUCUUUCAACGAGACCUCCUUUUCGAUUGCAUUUUGGCUACAAUCGCGGUUAUCGUAGUGUUUUUGGGAGUGUUACUCCACACUUGGAAUGCAAUUCUUACCGUAACCUCGUUUGUUGGGAUGGUUUUAUCAAUUGGAAUUGGAUUUUGCGUUUAUUUUUUGAUUUUCCAAAUCAAUUUCUUCCCAUUUCUAAACUUAUUAGUGUUCGUUAUAAGCAUUGUAAUUGGAGUCGAUGAUCUUUUUUUACUGUUAACUCAUUACAGGCAUUACAAGAGAUUUGUAAGUUGAUUAUUUUAAACUCUUAUUAAAACAAAAUAAUGUUUACAGUUUGAUAAAAAAGAAGCCAUGUUUUGUGCCCUGGAGCAUUGUGGAAAAGGAAUGUUUGUAACGUCCGUUACAACGGCCGCUGCAUUUAUCAGUAACGUGCAAUCGGAUAUUCUAAUUCUAAGGUCAGUAACAACCCCCUUGCCUGCUUUACCUCUACUUUUAGAUGCUUUGGGAUCUUUGCCAGCCUCACAAUUAUGACCAAUUAUUUAUUCGCAGUAACGGGAUUGCCAGCAUUGAUUUUACUUACUGAUCGAAAGAACUGUGCCAGUUACAAGUUACUGAGUUUAUUCUAUCGACUUCUUCCAUUUAAAAAAAUUAAAUUAUUUUUUAUUUAUCGAUUUCCUCAGUUUGUGUUCGAUGUAAAAAAUCAAAUUGUAAUGGUCGGAGUGCUAUCCUUUGUGAUGAGUAUCCUGAUUACUUUGCAUUACCCUGGCGUCCAAUUACCACAAAAUAAUCCAAUGCAGGUAAAUCGGUAACGAAUUUAAUUAUUUUACAGUUACUCCGACCACAUCAUCCAUUUGAGUGGUAUUCCGAGCACUCUAAUUCCAUGUUUAAUUUUACAUACCAAGGGAAUAGGAAGAUGAAUAUGUAUUUUGUUUGGGGUCUGGAACCGGCAAUGUAAGUAUUUUUGAUAAAAAAACUUGAUGUUAUAUAUAUUCUUUGUACAAAUCCUUUCCAGAGACGUUCCUUUAAUGGAUCCGCGCAAAUUUGGAGAUCUCAGAAUUGACAAAACUUUUAAAAUACAGACUUCAAAUGAUGUACAAUCCUUUAAACAAACCCUCAAGUAUCUGAAAACGAAGUUGCAUCAACCCAAAAAUUCAUUCGAUCUUCCUCUGUGGAUCGAAGAGUUCAAAGAUUUCGUGGAUGAGCAGAAAGAGCCCUUUCAUUUUGAAGAGUUUAUCAAGAAAUUCGUAAAUUACAUUCCCACAUUCAAAUUCCCUGACGAUUUCACGAUGACAGUAAAAGACGGGCCCUUAUUUGAUAUGGAUGACAACUUUAUUGGCUACUUUUUAAUCAUCCCGACCUAUCAUGAUCUCGGUUUUGAUUAUAAAAAUAUCAACCAGUUUAUGAUUACCUUAGACCAAGUAAAGACUGCUCUUCAGAACUCCAAUCACAGCUACAAUCAACCAGUCAUUUCACCCAUCAGUUUUGUAUCAAAAAUGGCCGAUUUAAUGGAUAUAAUGCUCCCAAAUACGCUGAUUUCGGUACUCAUUUCAGUCCUCAUUAGUAUGAUUGUUAUAUUUCUUACAACGUGGGACUUUGAUCUCUCCAUCCUCUCGAUUAUGACUAUUACAAUCACGGUAAUGCAGAUCAUCGCCAUCAUUAUUUUGCUUGGUAAGUGCUGUCUACAGUAAUAGUGAUUACUUUUUAAUUUAGGUUGGAAAAUAAAUGUAGUGGAAGCAGUAAUAAUAGUGAUUACAAUCGGGCUUUCCUUCGAUUACACUUUACAUCUGGCUGUGUGCUUCAAGUCCACUCCCAAAUAUCUCUGUCUUUUGGAAAGAGUUGUGUAAGUUGUCCAAAUUUUCUGUCAAUAUACCCUUGUAAUAUUCCAGUAAAUCGAUGGAGACAAUCUUCAGCCCGAUCUGUCUCUCGGCCCUCACUUCAGCCAUGGCUGGCCUGGUUCUCUUCUGGAGCCGGACCCAGCCUUUUUUUGAGAUCGGAGUCUUUAUGUUCACCAUGGCAUCGAUCAGUUUUCUGGGCGCCAUCUCUUUUUUUGUCGCGCUCAUUUUCUGUUGGCCUUUUUAUACGAAGAGGAGCGUUUGA
Molecule: messenger RNA, 3781 nt
Organism: Bursaphelenchus xylophilus (pine wood nematode)
Lineage: Eukaryota; Metazoa; Nematoda; Chromadorea; Rhabditida; Aphelenchoididae
Source: the annotation of a GenBank genome assembly